Parus major (Great Tit) is the source of this 10520-nucleotide messenger RNA. It is a transcript of the gene FHOD3, whose product is annotated as formin homology 2 domain containing 3. The transcript is spliced from 25 exons. Gene Ontology annotation, cellular component: cytoskeleton; cytoplasm. Gene Ontology annotation, biological process: cortical actin cytoskeleton organization; cardiac myofibril assembly; actin filament network formation. The record is from RefSeq and is a predicted model, not a curated record. Gene Ontology annotation, molecular function: actin filament binding. Lineage: Eukaryota; Metazoa; Chordata; Aves; Passeriformes; Paridae. The coding region runs from base 358 to 4743 and encodes 1461 amino acids.
CGGGAAUGGGGGAGCUGCUGCUGCUGCCGCCGCCACCGCCGCCGCCGCUGCUGCCGCUCUGCCCGCGCCCCGAGACUCCGGCGCCGCCUCCUCCGUGCUCGGCCUGAAGCGCGCUCGCACUCGUGGAUCCCGGCGGGGAAGGGGCUAUGGGCCGCCUCCCCGAGGCGCGGCGGCUGUGAGGCGGCCGGCGCUCGCUCGGGAGCCGGGGGGAGAGGCUGCCGGCUGCCGGCCAGGCUGCGCCGGGGAGGGGAGUGCCGCUCGCAGCCGGCGGCGGGCGCGCAGGCAGCACCGCGGUGCCGGUGACUUGGGGGUGCCGCUCCCCGCCCGCGCCCGGCCGCGGCGGUGCAUGGAUGCGCCAUGGCCACGCUGGUGUGCCGGGUGCAGCUGCUGGAUGACACCGACCCCUUCAACAGCACCAACUUCCCCGAGCCCACCCGGCCGCCGCUCUACACCUUCCGGGAGGACAUCCCGCUCGCCACCCAGCUGGCCGGGGUGCACCGCCUCCUCCGCGCCCCGCAGAAGCUUGAUGACUGCACCCUGCAAUUGUCUCAUAACGGUACCUAUCUGGAUCUAGAAUCCACCUUAGCAGAGCAAAAAGAUGAAUUAGAAGGCUUCCAGGAGGAUGCUGGGAGGGGCAAGAAGCACAGCAUAAUUCUGAGGACCCAGCUAUCAGUGAGAGUCCAUGCCUGCAUUGAAAAACUUUACAAUUCCAAUGGACGGGAGCUGAGACGGGCACUUUUUUCCUUGAAACAAAUAUUUCAGGAUGACAAGGACUUGGUUCAUGAGUUUGUUAUUGCAGAAGGUCUGACUUGCUUAAUCAAAGUGGGAGCAGAAGCUGACCAGAAUUAUCAGAACUACAUCCUGAGAGCUUUGGGCCAGAUAAUGCUUUAUGUCGAUGGCAUGAAUGGAGUGAUAAAUCAUAAUGAAACCAUCCAAUGGCUGUACACACUUAUUGGCUCAAAGUUUCGCCUGGUGGUAAAGACCGCACUGAAGCUGCUGCUGGUGUUUGUGGAGUACACAGAAUCCAAUGCACCACUUUUGAUCCAGGCAGUGUCUACUGUGGAUGAAAAGAGAGGAGCCAAGCCAUGGUCCAACAUCAUGGAGAUACUGGAGGAGAAGGAUGGGGUUGACACAGAACUACUGGUUUAUGCAAUGACCUUGGUUAACAAGACACUGUCAGGACUGCCAGAUCAAGACUCUUUCUACGAUGUGGUGGACUGUCUGGAAGAGCUAGGCAUUGAAGCUAUUUCACAGAGACACUUGAACAAGAAAGGAGCAGACUUGGACUUAGUUGAGCAAUUUAACAUUUAUGAGGUGACACUGAGGCAUGAAGAUGGAGAUGAGAGUGCUGAGCCCCCUCCCAGUGGGCGCAAGGAUCGGAGGAGGGCCAGCCUUGGUGCUGGGGAGCGCAGGGGGCUGGAGCGCAGGCGGAGCCGGAGGCACUCGGCACAGAACGUCAAGAGCACUUUGUCAGCCCCCGCCAGCCCCUGCGGGCAGUCGAGCUUCGUGCUGAGCCAUGAGCAGCGCGUGGAAGAGCUCAGUGAGAGAGAGGACGAGUAUGAAGAGGAGGAAGAAGAACAGCCAGUCACAGAGCCCAAUACUGAGGAUGAGGGGGAGGAAGAGGCCAAUAGGCAGGUCAAAGCCAGGUACAAUAGCUAUGGCAGCAGCUCUUACUCUUCUCCACGACCUUACACUGGUGUGAGUGCCCCAACAACACCCACUACUCGUUAUGGGACAACUCUGUCACCGCCUCAGGAGACCAAAUCUGACAGGCCAGCUUUGGGUGGUCUCCUUACAUCAUCCUUUCGGCAGCACCAGGAGUCCUUGGCAGCAGAAAGAGAAAGACGGCGUCAGGAGAGAGAAGAAAGGUUGCAAAGGAUUGAACGUGAAGAAAGAAACAAAUUCAAAUACAAAUACUUGGAGAAGUUGGCAGCAGAGGAGUAUGAGAAGGAGCUAAAGAGUCGGAGUGUCAGCCGAGGCAGAAGUGAGCUGUCCUUGAACCUGAGAUCUCCUUCAGGUCCAUCCUCACCUGUACCCAAGUGCGUCAGCCCAGCAUCCAUACAGUCUCAGGAAGAGCUGAAGACCCCUUCCACCCCGUGUAGAACUCCUCAGCCCUCAGAAGUGAGUGCCAGUGAACCCGAACCAGAGACAGAGACAGAACCAGAACCAGAGCAGGAGGCUGAGGCUGAGGCCAAGCAGGGAACGGAGACACCCAAGGAAAUAGAGGCUACAGAGGUGGGACCAGAGAGUGAGGUGGAGCAAGGACCAGAGAGAGAGCCAGAAGAAAGUGCAAUACUCAGUGAAAAGGAGAGGCAGAAUGAGGAAGUGAAUGAAAAAGACAACUGUUCUGCAUCCAGUAUAUCCUCAGCAAGCAGCACUUUAGAGAGGGAAGAGAGAGAGGACAAGUUAACCAGUGACAAUGAAACUGGUCCAUGGUCACAGACCAUUCAGGAUGCUGGUGUGAAUGAGCAGUGCAGCAACAUCCUCAAUAACAAGCGGUUUAUGCUGGACAUGUUGUAUGCACAUAACAAAAAGCCCAAAGAUGAAGAGGAAAAGGAGCUGGAGGCGAAGGAGGAAAAGAAGGAGACGGAGGAAAGCGAGGAGUCUCUCACUAGCCUAGCCAGCAGGAUCUCUAUUCUUCAGGCCACAAAGCAGUCCAAAGAUGAAAGUGUCAAAAAGAUGGAGAUUGGAAAUCUGGACAACCAAGGCAGUGUGAAAGCCUUUGCAGAAAAAUUUAACAGUGGUGAGCUGGCUAAGGGGACAGCAGUGCCUGAAGAUGAAAUCAGUGAACAGGUCCCCGAGAAAACACCAGCGCAGACAAAGAAGGAAUCUGAUUACAUCUGGGAUCAGCUCAUGGCUAAUCCUCGAGAACUUAAAAUCAAAGACAUGGAUUUUACAGACUUGGGGGAGGAGGAUGAUGUAGAUGUGUUGGACAUGGAUAUGAGUCCUGGGGACUCCCUUGUUCCCCCUCCUCCACCUCCACCUUCUUUUCUGGGUUUGCCUCCUCCACCACCUCCCCCCUUGUUUGGAUGUCCGCCUCCACCUCCACCCUCUGCUAAUUUAUUGGCUCCUCCUCCACUGUUCAGCACUCCUCAGGGUUUAGGGUCACCCCAGGUUUCUAGGGGUCAGCCAGCAUUUAUAAAAAAGAAGAAAACCAUUCGUCUAUUUUGGAAUGAGGUACGGCCAUUUGAGUGGCAGUGUAAAAACAACAAACGCUGCAGAGAAUUCCUGUGGUCGAAACUGGAACCCAUUAAGGUGGACACUUCCAAACUGGAGCAUCUCUUUGAGUCUAAAUCCAAGGAACUGCCUGUCACUAAGAAAACUGCUGCAGAUGGGAAGCGACAGGAGAUCAUUGUGCUAGACUCGAAGCGAAGCAAUGCCAUUAAUAUUGGCUUGACUGUGUUGCCCCCGCCCCGCACCAUCAAGACUGCUAUUUUGAACUUUGAUGAAUAUGCCUUAAACAAGGAAGGAAUAGAGAAAAUCCUGACCAUGAUCCCAACCGAGGAGGAAAAGCAGAAGAUCCAAGAGGCACAGCUGGCGAAUCCCGAUGUCCCCCUGGGCAGCGCUGAGCAGUUCCUUCUCACCCUCUCCUCCAUCAGUGAACUCUCUGCCAGGCUCCAGCUCUGGGCUUUCAAGAUGGACUAUGAGAUAGUGGAAAAGGAAGUUGCAGAACCACUGCUAGACCUGAAGGAGGGAAUGGACCAACUGGAGCACAAUAAAACUUUGGGAUUUAUCCUUUCUACUCUACUAGCAAUUGGGAACUUUCUGAAUGGAACCAACGCCAAAGCUUUUGAGUUGAGCUACCUCGAGAAGGUUCCAGAAGUCAAGGACACAGUGCACAAACAGUCCCUCCUGCACCACGUCUGCACUAUGGUGGUAGAAAAGUUCCCAGACAGCACUGAUCUUUAUUCAGAGAUCGGGGCCAUCACUAGGUCAGCCAAGGUUGACUUUGAACAACUCCAGGAAAACUUGUGUCAGAUGGAAAGACGGUGCAAAGCAUCAUGGGAUCACCUUAAGGCUAUAGCAAAGCAUGAAAUGAAGCCAAGUCUAAAGCAAAAAAUGUCUGAAUUCCUUAAAGACUGUGCAGAAAGAAUCAUAAUCCUGAAGAUUGUUCAUAGAAGAAUAAUUAACAGGUUUCACUCAUUUUUGUUAUUUAUGGGCCAUCCUCCCUACGCAAUACGUGAAGUCAACAUCAAUAAGUUCUGCAAAAUUAUUAGUGAAUUUGCUCUGGAAUACCGCACCACCAGGGAACGAGUUCUGCAGCAAAAACAGAAACGAGCUAACCACAGGGAAAGAAACAAGACCAGAGGGAAAAUGAUAACAGAUUCUGGCAAGUUCUCCAGCAGCUCCCCGCCCUGCCAGAGCCAGCCCCAGGGCCUGCAGUACGCCGAGGAUGCUGCCGAGCACGAGAACAUGAAGGCUGUGCUGAAGACCUGCUCCAUGGGUGGGGACAGCACCAUGGCACUGGGCAUCCGCACUCGGAGCCGGGCCAGCCGAGGCCGUAUCGGUUCAUGGAACGCUGGCAACGACGAUUCACCGAACGCAACAGAUGACGCUGCGGAUGAGAUCAUGGAUCGCAUUGUCAAGUCCGCCACCCAAGUGCCAAGCCAGCGAGCGGUGCCUAGAGAGAGGAAGCGCUCACGAGCAAAUAGGAAGUCAUUGAGAAGGACACUAAAGAGUGGGCUAACACCAGAAGAAGCCAAAGCACUGGGCCUCAUCAGCACUUCUGAGAUGCAGGUUUGACAUCCCAGAGGUGGCAACAGGAAGAGCCGUUCAUCUGAAGCACACAGGCUGACAACCCUUCAGCGUGGCAUUGAACUGCCAGACUCCUCUGCUGCUCCCAACAUCCUAUCCUCUGUUAGUUCAAUUUUAAUAAGCAACAAAAAUCAAAACCCCACAUCCAGGGCAGAAGAAGGGUGUGCCACAGCUCAGCAUGACAUCCAGAUGGUAAAUGAGGAAGCAUUUGAGUACUCCUAAGUGAAAGCACAUGGCUUCUUCUUCUCAUGGUGUGUUGAUGUGGGUAGGAGAGGGCUCUCUGAGUUAUCUGUCAUUAUGUGAGCUGUUGUUUACGUUGGCUUUCUUUGUGCCCUGUUUUAGUCAUUGUAAAUGUAUGGCGUUUUGUCAAUGCAAGGAACAGUCCUUAAUGAGGCAAAAUAACUCCUGUUACAGCAACCCAAAUUUUCCUCAAGCAGAUUCAUUAAGACAAGAUGCACAGUCUGUGCAACCCUGUGGUUUGUUGGGUUUUUUAUUGUUUUGCCACCAAAGAAUGUAAAAAUGUAUGUGUACCUUUGUAUAUGUACAGAAUGAAUGUGUGGACAUGUGUGCAUGUAUCUGUACAUAUGCAGUCAUGGUGUGAAAUCAUGCUUUUGCUGAAGCCAGCUGGACCAUGAUUCUCACUGUGGGGCCUUACUGUUCCACCUGGACAGGAGGAAAAGAAUGUCUUUUUUUGCAGGAACUCAGUGUUGUUCAGUGUGCCCCACCCUGUGGGGCAGGCCAUGGCCUGCUAUACAAGUGCAGAGUUUAGGAUCCUGAAUUUCAUGUGCAUUAAUGCACACUCAUACUGCACAUAGCAGCAUGCACACAGAGGAGAGAACACAAUUCCUCCUUCUUGUUGAGCUAUGGUUUUACUCUGCAUUUGUACAGUUUUGGAGAGAUCUACAUCAACAAUUUUACAUACUCGAUAAAUGGGUUUGGAUGCUAAGAUCAAGAAGUUUUGUUCACUUGCCUGUGCCCUUCAUGCUGCUUUUCUCUGCUGCAAGAUAAUGUGGUGGUGAUUUUAUUUCAGUUUAAUGAAUCCUAAUAUGAAAUAGCCCUGCUAAAAAGCCUGCUGUGUUUUUGCUGUUCUUUACUGGUUUUUUGUGAUUAUCCUUGAUAUACGAGUGGAGUGGGUACCACAGUAAACAACUCCAAUAUAUUUGCCCUUAUCUCACAGUUUUUUAACUGACUUUUAUAACUGCCCUCAGCAUGUUUCAAGAACCUUAGUCAACUCAUCUGCCUUUAAGUGCAGGACAUAUACAGCAGUGAAGAUGAAUUGAAGAGUCAUCCCAGCCAGUGCUGAAGUAUUUUGAAGAGAACUGCAAACAACAAUAGCAUAAAAGGGAACUUCUUAAGCCAAAGUCUGUAUAUGGCCAAUAGAUCCUCAAGGAUGCACAAGAUUGUCUCUUUCCAUUGCCUUAGCCUCUAAGAUUAUGUCUGCACAGCAGUAACAGCUGAGACUUUAAAGCUGUUUAGCUGAGGAACUGCAGCAGUUUAGUCAUGGUAACAGGGUUCGAUUUUGGCUGCAAAACACACUUGGAAAAUAGAGUUAAGUAAUAGUCUAUGCUGGGGUCCUAAUGCCAUAGCCAUAGCUAUGUUAAUCUGGCACCCAGGUUAGGCCAAGUACUUCAGGUUAUUCUACUCUGCUCUCUUUUAAGGACAGGAUAAUCACUGAAGAUUGUUCAAGAGAAUUGAACCAAACAUAAUAAACCUUUGAAACCGUGGUCAUCCAGCACAUUGCAUUGAGCACAGCAUCCAAGUGAUGACAGAGCCAGGUAUCUGACAACACUGCAGUGACACCUGUGGCUGAACAUCCUACCUAUGCUGUCCACCCUCUUGAUUGUAACAUUUCAUUCUUUAUCUGCCAAUGCCUUGGAUCUCCCAUGGAAUAAAAAGCCACUAAAGAGCAAUGGUUCUUAAGAACAGCAUUGAGUUUGAUGUGGCUUUCCCCUAAAUUUGUUAAAAAGCUGAUUUUACAAGUAGACAGAAGACAGUAGUUGGAUAAUCAAUACAAUAUGUUGUGUAUAUGAAGGUUAUGGAAAGGAAGAAGCUGGUUAGGAAACAGAAGUGGCAUAUAACUAAUUUCACUGUAAAAUAGGCAAGACCUAUAAGCAUCUGGAUUUUAAAGUGGAUCUUUAUGUGCUGCUCACUGCUAUGGGCUUUUUAAAUAUUGCUUAAGGAUGCUUAGAACAAAGAACUGAAGGUAAUGGGGGUUUGUGGAGGUGUUUAAAGUCUGAAACAAGAGGAAGACACCCUGAAUGUAAUGGUCUUGUUGAACUGGGCUACUUGCUAAGUGAUAAGCAAAGCAAAAAUACAACAAAGUACAUUGAUUCUCUCAGAGGUUCCAUAUUUGACUGGAGGGAGAAAAUCAAACAAAUCUUUAAAAAUUAAUAUUUUAAUUAAAAUAUGCUGAAUGUGCGAAAUUGGUGACCACUUGGCUAUUGGUGGCCACUUUCUAACAGAGAACAAUUUUGUGUUUCAUUUAAGCAUAGUACAGUGUCUGUCUCUGAAACAUAACAUAGGUGAUAAAUUACUAAUAGUUGGGCAUACAUAUUUUCCAAAUUGUGCAAAAAUUGUGCAAAAAUUUAUAUGCUCCUUAUCAAGGAGAACAUGAAAUAUGGGGAAUAAUAUAGGUUGGAAGAACUUCAGUGGAAAAAAAAAGAGGUGUUUUCUUUCAGGUUCUCUGGAUGUUUCUUACAUGGGAAGCAGAUUCUUCCUUUUCUGUUCUUCUAUGGCAUUUAGCAACUUUUCUAUAGCAACCAAGAAUAACUUGGUUUUGUUUAUUCACUAGUAUGCAUUCAGAUAAAUUCCACUGUCCUCAGCACUUAUUGCAACAAGAUCAUCAGACACAGUGUUGCACAUUAACUGCAGGGAAGAUUUCCAUUUUGGUUCCUGAUAAAAAUGACCGACUAAUCUGUAAGGAGGCAGUAUUUCCUCCAGAGUCUGCCAGCAUGUCCUGACUGUGGGAAUAACAUUUGUUCCCUUCAUCUACCUAGUGGAUUCCAGAUGAAGUGGAGGAAUUCAUUAUAUCUUUAUGCCUCUGUCUGUCUAGUGAGGUUGUAACCUUCAGGUUUUGAGCUGCUGCCUGCCCUUCCGUCAUUGGAAGAGCCCACCAUAAGGAUGUAACUCUUGUUUUAAGACAAGUUUUGUGUGAGAUUUGGAUUGGUUUCUGACAAAUAUAGAAGUCUCGGGUACACAAUGUUGUAACACAUGUUCUCAUUUCUCACUCAGAGUUCCAUAAAGGCUGUUUUUAAACACUUGCAGCCAUAAUAACUACCUCUCUUCCCUUUCCAAUAGAUAAGAGUCAAAUGCAGUGCCCAGAGCACUGUGUCUGACUGUCACCAUAAUGCCUUCCUGAUCUGGAUGCUGAGGUAAACUUUAGCACGUGAAAUAACCUCCAAAGGGAACCCAUCCUAGUUUCCUUUCAUCUCACUUGAUGUUUAAAAGCAGACUGCAUGCACAUAUUUUCUAUACUCUCACUCCCAAGUGGAAAUAACGCUCAGUAGCAGUUGUAUGGCUGCAGUGAAGAAAGCCCCAGGGAACGCUUGUGUGUCACCCUUGAGAGUAAAAGAUCUCUCACAAAAGUUAAAUUCAUCACUCUUCACCUUUCAGUCAGGCCAGGCACCAGAGUCAUGGAUUCCAGAUGUUUUAUAGCCCCUUGGCUGCUAUGUAUGACCUUUCUGUUUAAUAGCUCCUUGUCCAUAAUCCAAAAUCAACAAAAAAAAAAAAAAAAAAAAAAAAAAAAAAAAAAAAAAAAAAAGCUGGUUUAAUGAGGGUCUUUCUUUCUCCCUUAAAUACUGGAAGCAGCUUCAAACAUUGUUUUAAAAAUGCAUUUCUUUUUCUCUUUUGACACCGCUUUUUAGUGAAUCUCUGCAGUGAUAGAUUCUGUCAGCUAAAUAAGGCAUCAGUUUUGUAGAUAGACAAGACUUUGACUAAAACAUAAUAGAUAAUCACAUGUGAAUAUCAAGAUGUAAGUUAGUGUCCCAAUUUAACAGAAAUUUUGAGUCAGUCUUGAUGUGAGCGAACAGCAAGGGCCUCCUCUAAAGUUCUGCAGGACAGCACCUUAAAUCCCUGGUGCACUGUGCUCUAAAUGUACCCUGGCCAACACUAAAAGCUAUUGAGAAGCUACAUUUGAGGACCUCAAAAACCAUCCCAACCCCAAGGGGCAAGAUGCCAUUUUAGGUGCAGCAAAUGGUUCCUUUUGUCAGGCAGCUGCCCUCCAGCAGCCUCCCUGGGGAUGUAACCACAGCAAGUGGCUGUCCAAAAUGCUUUGGAAGCUGCAUGGCUGAUGGCAGUAGGCUGUGACCAGGUUCACUGUGCAGCUGUGGUUAUUGCAAUGCUUUGAUUUCACAGAGAUGAAAUGGGAACAAGGUGCCAGCCCACCAAUUUCACAUCCUUCAUCCUUCCAGUGCAGCUCAUGGACAGGGGCAUGCACUGCCUGCCUCUGUCCAAAGGAUGCACAGGCUGGUAGGCAGAAGCAGGAGCAUAUUCCUCUCUCCUUUUCACUCCUGCAGCACACUGCACGUGCUCCAAUCCUCCCGUUUCCUUCAAGGCAGGCUGAGUGUGCAAGGUGAGCGGCCUGACCCUGGGACACAGUCGGAUGGCAGCUCUGUGCUUGCAGCAGCAGUACACAAGAAACACUUGUUUAAGCUGAAAGGGACACGACUGUUGAUGUUCCUCUGGAGGAAAAACUGCCAGGUACUUACAGACUCUGAAAGAAAAGCAACUGAAGUGUUUUUGAAGGAGAAAAUGUUUGGUUGUAGGCAACCAUUGAAAACCAUUCACAAACAUUUGAACAGCAUGCAAGGCCCACCUUCCUUUGCUUCAACUGGGGUAGCAACUGGCUCAAUUGGCAUUUCAGAUGUAACCCCAAGAAGUUUUGGCAAGCAGUUUAACAGUUACAAUAGCAAGGAGUUUCAGAGAUGUAUAGUUUGAUGUUUAUGCCAAAAAAAAAAAAAACUCUAAUUAGUCCAUUUCACAUUGAGUGGCAGGUAGAGAUAUAUUUUGUUUAAUCACUAUCUAAUACAGAGGCUUCUGUGAAAGAAAAUGUUUAUUUGUAGCAUUGGAUGCAUUUCUCCUUUUUAAAGACUGUCUUUGCGCAUAUAGUGUCCUUUUUAUGUGAGCUGGGAAUUGUAAAAAAAUGUAAAGUAGAAGAGGAUGUGUUUCUUAGACGAAGGAGAAAUACUGUAAAAUUGUGUAAAUGUCACUACUCAUGUUUUUCCAUGUUCUGUGUAGCAUAGUGUAAAAUAGGCUCUCCAGCAGUGUUAUUCUGUGAAUUGUAAUUUAAAAAACAAGCCAUGCAUGGUCAGAGAUAUUAUCUGCAGGUCCUUUUGGUUGAGUUUUUGGUUUUGUUUGUUGUUUUCUCGUUUUAGGUGAAUUCAUUCUAUGUUAAAUUUAAUUGUCCGUGAAAAUGCAUUUUUGUUUCUGUUGUAUUUCAUAAAGAACUUGAACUACUCUUUUAAGAUUUUAUUACACACAAAGCUCACCUACCGUUUGUAUUGAUCCUUCAGAAGCUGUGUCACAUUUAGUAUAAACUGGGGGGGGAUUUUAUUUUUAGCUGCCUAUUGUCCCCCCACUCUUCCCACUUUACUGUCUGGAAACAUCCAAUCACACCCUAUUUUUUUUUUCUUCUGUGCCAUGCAGGGUCAAUAUGCAAAGCUGACUUCAGACCAGUGUCCAAAAAAUUCUUGAUAUAAGUAGUUUAAAAGCUCACCUCUACAGCGUUAUGUAAACACAUCUUGCAAUAAAGCUUUAUAAAGCACUGA